Messenger RNA from Fopius arisanus, 2483 nucleotides. It is a transcript of the gene bw, whose product is annotated as protein scarlet. The record is from RefSeq and is a predicted model, not a curated record. The transcript is spliced from 9 exons. Bases 427 to 2346 code for a protein of 639 amino acids. NCBI's taxonomy places the organism in Eukaryota, Metazoa, Arthropoda, Insecta, Hymenoptera, Braconidae. Gene Ontology annotation, molecular function: ATP hydrolysis activity; ATP binding; ABC-type transporter activity. Gene Ontology annotation, cellular component: plasma membrane. Gene Ontology annotation, biological process: transmembrane transport.
CAACUAUGAGUGUCUCCUACACGGAGUGCAAAACCUGCUUUCAGUUACCCCAACGUAAUCGUAUCGCUCGGAGUUGGUGGUCUUCUGAAAUCCCGUGCAUGUGACACUGGAAAUUUCCACCAUUCCCUUGCAAUUUUUAUUUUAUCGUGAUAUUAUUGAGUCAUCUCCAGGGCAUCCUCGCACCCCAGGUAGAUAUCGUUCUCCGAAUCUAAACCAGAUUCCUCCACGUCCUGAACAUUAAUGAUUUAAUAAUUAUUCACGGGUGUUUUUCGUGAAAUCGGCAAUUUUAAAUUUUCAUUUGUCUCAUUCCCCGGGUGAUGUCCUCUCGUGAACUAUUUUAUUCAAUAGAUUAUUCCACCAGUGGAAUAUAAUCCUAUCCCCUGCUUGAUUUUUUUUCGUAAUGCAUGAGUGAGUGGAGGUGAAGCCAUGUUGUUCUUCGGCACUGUCAAGAUGAAGUCCCAACGGAGGAGUUUCACCGAGACUGCACUCUGUUCGCCGAGGAGUCUCACCCUGACUUGGAGAAAUAUUUCGUAUACGGUUAAAAGGAGGAGAAAUGGGGGAUAUAUUAUGGAUCUAGUUAGAGGAAGGCGUAUGGAGGACAUCCAGCUGCUGCAUGGAGUCAGUGGAGUCGUGAAAUCGGGUACUCUGAUGGCGAUAUUAGGACCGAGUGGAGCAGGAAAAACCAGUCUGUUGGCAACCAUCAGUCGACGGCUGAAAGGAGAGGCCACAGGCGAUGUCUUGCUGAAUGGGAAACCAGUGGAUGCGCACCUGAUGUCUCGAAUAUCGGGUUUUGUUCCCCAGGAGGAUUUGUCCGUCGAGACCCUCACCGUCCAAGAACACAUGGAGUUCAUGGCCCGAAUGAGGAUGGACCGUCGAUUUCGCACGGCCGCGCGUGACCAGAGGAUCGAGAAUCUCCUGUGCGACCUGGGCCUCACCGAGUCUCGACUCUCAAAACUCGUAAACCUCUCCGGAGGCGAGCGAAAACGCGUUUCCUUGGCGGUUCAACUGCUGACGGAGCCGAGCAUAUUGUUCUGCGACGAGCCAACGACCGGGCUCGACAGUUACUCUGCCCUGGUGGUGGUGAGAACCCUCCGGGAUGUUGCGGCCCGAGGAAGGGUUGUUGUUUGUUCACUGCAUCAACCUGCCUCGGGUCUCCUCGAAUUAUUCCACGAGGUCAUCCUCUUGGCCUCGGGCAAAGUUGCCUUCCAGGGCAACACCGCAGACGCCACAUCAUUCUUCGCAAGCCUUGGUCUCCACUGUCCUCCAACUUUCAACAACGCCGAGUUCUUCGUCUCCCAGUUAUCGUUGACUCUUGGUAGUGAAAAUGAAUGCACGAAGAAGGUUAAUUGGAUCUGCGAGGAAUUCGCGGGCUCGUCCUACGGUGGUAAAAUAAAAAAAACCAUCGAGAGGUCCUGCAACGGCACCAUCGAGGAACGUGCACCCCAUCCGAUUUUUGCUGAGGGUAUUCUUCCAGCGAGUGACUUCAAAAAAAUCCACCCCCUCACUCAACUCGAGUGGCUGACCUGGAGGAGUUAUCUUGACUACAGAAGAAACUGGAGUGUCAUUCUCCUCAGGUUCUUCCUGUACAUGUCCAUCGGUGUCCUCCUGGCGACGCCUUACAUCCACGUUACCGAGAACAUCGACCAGAAUGGAAUCCAAAAUAUGCAGGGGCUCAUGUACCUCGUUGUUACCGAGACUGUGUUUACGUUCAAUUAUGCUGUGUUCUAUACAUUUCCCAAGGAACUUCCUCUCCUGCUGAGGGAUAUGGCCAGCGGGCUCUAUUACCCAGCUCCCUAUUAUCUCAGCAAAAUAGCUGUUCUGAUACCUGGUUCUAUCGUUCAGCCAUUUCUGUAUGCAGCCCUGAUUUACAGCAUUGCUGGGCUAAAAGGUGGUCUAACUGGUUUCAUUUCUUUUGCACUACCUGUCAUACUCUGCGCCACAUCCGCAUCAGCUGUCGGUUGCCUCAUGUCCGCCUCCUUCAAAUCAAUCGAUACUGCUUCGCUGCUGUCCGUACCCAUUGAUUUUCUCACGUUAAUUUUCAGUGGAAUCUAUCUUCAUCUCGAAAACUUGCCACCGAGGAUCUCCUGGCUCAAGUACAUCUCUCAGUUUUAUUAUAGCGCCGAGGCCGUUUCGUUGACGCAGUGGAAGGAAUAUGAUCACAUAAAUUGUCCACCGGAUCCCGAGGAGCCCUGCAUAUCCUCGGGGACAGGAGUCCUCGAGAAAUACGGGUAUGUACCAGGUAAUUACUCCAUGGACCUCGUGGGCCUCGUUGCUAUAUUCGCAUUAGGACAUCUCGCUGGAUUUCUAGCUAUUCGAUAUCGAAGCACGAAGGAGCCCGUUUAUUAAUGAAGAAAAUAUUCCCAAAGGAUCGAGGAAGUUACUAAUGUGUUCUUAGAGAAUUUACAACUUCAACUUUCAUUACGAACAAAUUGAAAUAAUUAAUUUGAAAUACCUGUGGAAUUAUUUCCUUUAUUAUUGCAAUG